Molecule: messenger RNA, 1979 nt
Organism: Clunio marinus
Lineage: Eukaryota; Metazoa; Arthropoda; Insecta; Diptera; Chironomidae
Source: the annotation of a GenBank genome assembly
AAUUAUUUUCGUCUUCUGAAUUAUCAUAUCGCGCGCUAUUGUUUAAUUUUUUCACGUGCUCACUUCCGUCACCAUUAAUUUAACCGCGUGUGCUUCUAGUCAGUCAACGAAGAACAAAUUGAUUGUUAUUUGUGUGAUCAUUAUCAUUAGAAAGAUUGAAGAAGUUUUCUAAGGAAGAAAAACGUAGAGGAAAAAGAAAGAAUAAUAAUAAUAAGAGGAAAAAUUUAUUUACUGAGCGGAAAAACUUUGUUGAUGUUACAAAAAGAUUUUAAAAGGAAAAUUGCAAUUGUGAGAUGAUAGAACAAGGUGAAGGUGAAGAAAGUUUUAUUGGAAAACAAUUUGAGUUGCUAAUGAAUUGCUCGAUAUCAAAGAAGUUGAUUUCUGAUGAAUUUGAGGAAAAGCAUUAAUCAGUGGAGAUCCAACAGAAAACUUCUUCAGAAUCAAAGCUUCAAUUCCGAGAAGAACUGAAAGGAAAGAUUAGAAAAUUUCUCUCGUAGGACGAAAAAUCGAUAAAAACCUUUAAAGACUAAAAUUUGGAGUGCAGAGAAUUAAAGUUUGAAUUACACAAUGGAAGCGAAUUGCUUCUGUUGUCAAUUUAGUCUGAAUACAGCAGGCAUCAUUAUAGGUGUGUACGAGAUAGUUCAAUACACGCUGUUGUUCUUCUUCGCCUUGCACUUCUUUAAAGACGAUUCAGAUGUUCUUACAUUUGGUACCUGUUUAUGUGCUCUCAUCAUUGCGUCAGCGUUGCUAGUCUACGGUUCAUUUAAGAAUAUUAGAAGAUAUGUAGUAUCCUGGAUCGUCGUUGUUGUGAUGAUAGUUCUAAUCCAAUUGAUGAUUCUUUUUGAUGUCAUUCCUGUUGUUAGCAAGAAGAGUACAGGAACGUCUGACAAAUCAUAUUUGUACACAGGUCUUGAAUUGUUUCUGUUAGAAGGCAUUUAUGCAUUUUUCGAUUAUGACAGCAAAAAAAACAAAGGAAUUUGCAAGCAGGAAGACUGUAAAGCUUCUAUUACGAUAGGUCCUUUUUGUUCCGGACCUGGUCCGGAACAGACAAAGUUUGAUACUUCUGACCUUUCCAGGAAUCAUAUUCGUUUUGACUUAAUGUUUUCUUGCUUUCAAAGUCAGUUCUUGAUUAAACUUUCUCACAGAAUGAAGUCAAAAUUGAAAACUUUUUUCAUUAUCUCAACAUUAAUUUAUGCAGUUGCAAAGUUACUUCAAUUUUCGGUUUAUCUUGAAACUAUUGUGAAUGUGAUACAAGAUGAAGAUUGCUCUUCCUGUAUAACAGAAUAUUUUGAAAUGGCUUUUAUUAUUUCCAUUUUCGUCCCGCUGGGCUUUCUCGUGUAUGGAGUUAUAAAGCUCAAGCAAUCUUAUGUUGGGAUUUGGCUAGUUGUUCACAUUAUUCUUCUAUGUUAUCAUUGCUUCAUUCAGUAUAUGAUUCGUUUUGAGGGAAACUCACAUGAAUAUUCCAAAGAAACAAUCAUUUCUAAAACAAUUGAGCUUCUUUCUCAUCGUGAAAGUGAAGUUAAAUCAAAUAAAACAAAAAUCAUGUUGUACAAAAAUAUCUGCGGAAUUAAUUUGAAUUUAAUCAAAUCAGCUCUUGUUAUCGGAUGUUAUGAUAUUUUCGCUAUUAUCAUGUUAAUUAUCGUGGAAGUUGAAUACUUCUCACAAAUUCUACGAAUUGUUUUAGGAACACUUUUCUUGAUUCAAAUUUUCGCCUACAACGUUUUUGAAAACAUCUCUUACAGGUUUCUCUACACGCUUCUUGAAGUUUUUGAUUACGUGGUUCUUAUUUCAAGUUUCUUUUUGGUUUUGAGCUUAUACAAUCAACUAAAGCAUCGAGAUCAAAACGAUUUCACCAGACUGCAGAAUGAAGUGUGAUGUGGAAAAUGUUUUCUUUCUUUUUUAUGCUUAGUUGUAGAUUAUUUUUCAUGUUACGCGCUCUCGAUUAUUUAAGUGCAUUAAAAUGUUUAUGAAAAUGAGAA